CUUGGAGUGUGGCAUCAACAUCCAAAAAAAAAUUCAACAAGUAACGACUUGGCUCCUUAUACAUCUUUUAUGGUCCGUAUAUCCGUUUUCAUAAGAUCGUCUAAUAACACAAUUAGUUUCAAUCUUCCCUCUCGCCCUCCCUUCACCAAAACCCUAGAAAUCCAUACCAGCGGAAUCAAAUGUCAGACCAAAUUCCUUUCCAUAUCCAAGAGGAGAUCGUGAAAAGGCUUCCUGUCAAAUCACUAGUUCAGUUUAGAUCUGUCUGCAACGAAUGGAAGAGUUUCAUCGACAGCUCUAAGUUUAUUGCUGCUCACAGCGUUAUUCAACCACAACAUUUGCUUUUAAGGUACGAAGAUCCGGUAAAAAAAACGGAAAAUUAUGUUUGUUUUGUGGAUGAUGACACUUUCCCUCAACAGAGGUUCGUUCAUACCCUUCCCCUGUCCGUUAAACUCCUUAUAGGCUCAACCAUAGUCGGUAGUUCUUAUGGACUAUUAUGCUUUCGUGGUCAUUGUGGGAAACGCAAGGAUCUCUGGACUAAAUUGGAAACAGAGACUGUUGUUCUGUGGAAUCCUUCGAUUAGAAAGACAAUUACUAUUCCUAUGCCUAACAUGUUUAAUAAGGACCAUGAAACUGAUCUUGGUUUUGGGGUUUGCCCUGUUACUAUUGACCCUAAGAUCGUUGAGAUCACGCAAUUUCACAAAAUAAGCUACAAUUGUGAAGCUAAAGUUUACACUGUGAACUCAGGUAAAUGGAGAAGUCUAUCUAGCAAUGUUCCGAGUAAACAGUUUCGUGUCUUCUGAGCUCAAGUGGUUGUUGAUAGGUUUAUUUAUUGGUGUGCUUUUGACCCUAUGACUAUAGAUAACGAGUUGCCAAAUCAUAAUUUUAUAAUGUCAUUUGACAUAACUAAUGAGAAUUUUGGAGUGGUAGAACUCCCAGAUUGUUUAAGGCGCCACUCUCCCUCUCAGUUGUGUAUUUCUAAGGUAAGGGAGUCUCUUGUCAUGCUCGAAUAUGAUAGCUUUGUGAAACGUGCUUGUGGUGUAUGGAUGAGGGAUAAUGGUGUUGACAAAUCAUUUACUAAGAGAUUUACUGUUGAGGCUCCACCAUAUUCGUCAAUGUCAAUAACAACACUUGGAUUUAGGAAGAGUGGUCAACCUUUAUAGGAAGUGGAAAAUGGUGAUGAAUAUAUUGGAUGAAGUGCACUUGUGGUGUAUGAGCGUAACUUAGAAUACUUCGAUGAUAUUGGGAUUUAUGCAACAAUUGAAUCUUUCAUUGUGAAUUCGUAUAUGGAAACUCUAGUUUUGCUUGGUUGAUUUGAUAGUAGUAGUUACUGAUGAUAAAUCUCACAUUUUUGUAAAUUAUAGGAUUAAAAUAUCAAGUUAGGAGGCAACGUGAGUGAUUUUUUCAAGGGUGUAAAUCUGAAAUUUCUUUGUUUCUGCUUUCUCAAACUGUGAUGCUUGCAUAUUGAUAAUAUCAGAGUAAUUUAGUUUAUAA
Lactuca sativa (garden lettuce) is the source of this 1491-nucleotide messenger RNA. RefSeq names its product F-box/kelch-repeat protein At3g23880. The record is from RefSeq and is a predicted model, not a curated record. Gene Ontology annotation, molecular function: protein binding. NCBI's taxonomy places the organism in Eukaryota, Viridiplantae, Streptophyta, Magnoliopsida, Asterales, Asteraceae.